AUGGCACAAGAGCGUCUACGGCGUGGUGGCGUGAAGCAUGCUAUUGUUAUGAGAGGGAGCAGGCAACGAAGGUGGAUUAAGUUGCUUAAAGAUUUUGAUUGUUCAAUUGAGUACCACCCAGGUAAAGCUAAUGUCGUAGCUAACGCACUGAGCUGUAGAAUUGUCUCUGAUUUAAGAGCAAUGUUUGCUCGUUUUAGCUUGUACGAUGAUGGUAGCGUGUUAGCGGAACUACAAGUGAGACCGACUUGUAUUGAGAAAAUUAAGGAGAAACAGUUAAGGGAUGAGUCGCUGGAUUCUGAUUUGAGGCAAUCUAUUCUGCGAGAGGCACCUGGUAAUCCUUAUGCCAUGCAUCCUAGUGGGAACAAGUUAUACCAAGAUCUUCGUGAGUUGUAUUGGUGGCCUGGGUUAAAGCUCGAAGUUAUCGAUUAUGUGAGUAAAUGCUUGACAUGCCAGCAGGUUAAGGCUGAGCAUCAAUUACCUUCUCGGUUAUUGCAGCAUGUUAAGAUCCCACUUUGGAAGGGCAGCUGGGAGGAUUAUUUGCCGUUGGCAGAAUUUACGUAUAACGACAGCUACCAGUCUAGUAUUCGAAUGGCAUCGUACGAAGCGUUAUAUGGUCAUAGGUGUCGUACUCCUACUUGUUGGACUGAACUGGGUGAGCGACGAAUCCUAGGGCCGGAGCUAGUUGCUGAUACAGAAGACAAGGUAAAGCUGAUUCGAGAUCGGUUGAAAGAAGCGUUUCAUAGGCAGAAGUCCUAUGCGGAUUUAAAGCGUAAAGAGAUCGAGUACUCUGUGGGGGAUUAUGUUUUUCUGAAGCUUGAAUUGCCUCCAGAGCUGGAUAGAAUUCAUGACGUGUUUUAUGUUUCAAUGCUUAGGCGGUACCAUUCUGAUCCCUCGCACGUCAUGCCAAUUGAGGAAAUUGAAGUUAGGCCUGAUCUAACCAUUGAAGAAGAACCAGUUGAGAUAUUGGAGCGUGAUAUUAAAGUAUUGAGAAAGAAGUAUGUUCCACUUGUCAAAGUGCUUUUGCACUAUCACGGCGUAGAGGAGGCCACGUGGGAACUAGAAGAGACGAUAUGA
This is a messenger RNA of Gossypium arboreum, 1074 nucleotides long. RefSeq lists its product as uncharacterized. The transcript is spliced from 5 exons. NCBI's taxonomy places the organism in Eukaryota, Viridiplantae, Streptophyta, Magnoliopsida, Malvales, Malvaceae. The record is from RefSeq and is a predicted model, not a curated record. The coding region runs from base 1 to 1074 and encodes 357 amino acids.